Messenger RNA from Magallana angulata, 596 nucleotides. RefSeq lists its product as uncharacterized. The coding region runs from base 9 to 596 and encodes 195 amino acids. The record is from RefSeq and is a predicted model, not a curated record. NCBI's taxonomy places the organism in Eukaryota, Metazoa, Mollusca, Bivalvia, Ostreida, Ostreidae. The transcript has 6 exons.
GGGACGUUAUGAGCAUGCAUAACAGAGUGCUUCUUGUGAUUUUGGGAACUUUCCUAUUCACUAUUGCUGAAUCAAACGAAAUUAAAAGGCUUGAUGGUUACAAGUUCCCUGUAUACUCAACACCAUUUUGUCCCAGAAAUGAAUCAGAGUGGAGCAAGAGAUCAUCAUUUCUCAACUGUAACAAGACUAAUGGUUACACGUGUUUACCAAACGAAAACUUUACGGAACUGUUAGAGUUUUGUUAUAAUCAACCUUGGAUUUUGAUUGAAGAAGGUUAUUGCUUAUAUCUGCAGAAAAAAGGUUCAUACGUUGAUUCAUACAACUGUCGUCACUUUUUACAUGGAUGCCACAAUACCUCCUAUCAAAGCAUAAGAAUCUUUGAAUACCCAGCUUGCAUAUCUAUCGGUAAUGGUUGUUUUCUGGCUGAACCAUCUUGUAAAAGUUCUCCAAAAACAACAACUCAUCACCCUAAGACAGAAAAUGACAAAGAUGAUUGGUUUUUGGUCGGGAUUUUAAUAGGAAUCAUUGAGCCCAUUGUCUGCUUUUUAUCUUUUGUGCUGUACUCUAACUGUAAAAAAAGACUUCCACAAAUUUGA